GACAUUCUAUAACAUCAAAAUAUCUUAGUUUGAUAUCUACAUUAGUAAGUCAAGACAUUCCAUAUCAUCAAAAAAUUUCUUUCAACUUUAUUAAUUUUAUUUUAUUUUAUUUUUUAUGUCUUUUUAAAAAAAAAAUGAAAUAAAUUCUUUUAUAAAUUUCGAUCACGAUGAGCAUUGAUUCGAAAAAAGAUGAAGCCAAGCUUUGUAGCAGGGUUCAGGACAUGUAGAUUUUGGGACAAAUUAACCUCGAAAAGUAUAGUUAGGGGUCAAAUUGACCCUUUACCAUUUCCUAGAGUUAUAUACUUAUAUUACUAACUACAUGUUAGUAUAAUGUAUAUUAUAUUGUCGACUUUUUUAAUAAAAAAUAAAAAAAAAAGCUCAGUUUUUUAAUGAAUUUUUAGAAGUAAAAUAAAUAGGAUUAAAAGAAAUUGCAAAAAAAAAAAAAAAAAGAGGAAUUUGCGGAGCUAAAGCUGCUAAUAAUCAAACAAAGGUCCUCAAUCUUCUCAUGAGGACCCGCUCAAUAGACCCAUAUUUUACCAUGGAUAAAAACAAUCUUCCACCUCAUCUUCCUUAAUUAAACAAAAACUUUAUCUACUCACAUAUGCAUUCAAGUACCUAACUUCUUAUUAACUUUUCUUCUUCUUAAUAUAUACUAAGAAACAAAUUAAAGAAAAUGAAAAAAGUCUAGUGACCAUUUUCACUUUGUAUCUUCAUUUCUUCUUCAUCAUUUCCCCUCAUCCAUGCAAACACCUAAGGCCGGAAGAAGCCCAAUCUCCGGCCACCAAAUUUGGCAACCCACUUUUUGUUAAAUGUCGCCAGAUCCUCCCUUACCUCCACAGCAUACAACUCUUUCUUCUCCUCCCAUAACUAUAGUUCUAACUGUUAUUCUUCUUGUUUUCUUCUUUAUAGGGUUUUUCUCGAUAUACUUUUGUAGAUGUUUCAUGGAUGGUAUUGUUAGUAGUUGGCAUCUCCGACGUACCCCUUCAGGAAAUGCUAUUAAUGCAACUAAUUCUCCUGCAAAUAGUGGCCUAGAUCCUUCACUGAUACAGCUUUUUCCUACGUUUGGUUAUUCGAGUGUCAGAGAGUUCCGACGAGAGCAGUAUGGCUUUGAAUGUGCAAUUUGCUUGGGAGAGUUUAAGGAUGAUGAUAUUCUUCGCCUUUUAACAGUUUGCUAUCAUGUGUUUCACGAAGAAUGUAUUGACCUUUGGCUUACAUCUCAAAAAACAUGUCCAGUUUGUCGGAGUGAUCUUGACUUGCCCAGAGAAACAUUGGAAAAGAAUCCACUGCUUAACCCUAACAAUGAUACGAAUGGUACUAGUCAAAGUAUUGGGUCCUUAGAACAUGCUAUAUGUAUUAACGUUAGAGAAGAUGAUAAUGAGAUAGAAAGUAGAGGAGGAAAUAGUGAAGGAACUACUCGUCAUCAUGGAGAAAAGCAAAAUCAAGGCCAUGAAAAUAUUGAAAGGUUUUCGAGGUCGCACUCAACAGGACACUCCAUAGUUGUGACUAGAGAAGAGAAUGAUAGAUAUACUUUGAGAUUACUUGAGCAUGUGAAGGUGAAAUUUACACGAGGACAUAAUACAGCACAAAGUUGCAUUACAUUCGGGGAAUUCUCAAGCCCCCAAACGAUGGCUCUAGAGAGGAAGUAGGGUGCUCCAAUGGAGACAUCAACAAAGUAUUUUUUUUUUUCUUUUGUUCCUUUUCUACUGUAUUUUUUUAAUGCAUCUUUUAUUGAUUAUAUUUGGAGAAUUAUAGACGUCAAAAAGUCACAGAAGAUUUGUAUAGGUUAUGGGUUUAUGCUGUCUUCUUCUUCUUUGUUUUAAUUAAUUUGUAGGUGUGCUUUAACAUGUAUAUAAACUUAUAUUGCUUUGUAUUAAAAUUCUCUA
Messenger RNA from Ricinus communis (castor bean), 1883 nucleotides. Its product is annotated as RING-H2 finger protein ATL29. The coding region runs from base 810 to 1646 and encodes 278 amino acids. NCBI's taxonomy places the organism in Eukaryota, Viridiplantae, Streptophyta, Magnoliopsida, Malpighiales, Euphorbiaceae. The transcript has a single exon. The record is from RefSeq and is a predicted model, not a curated record.